Molecule: messenger RNA, 849 nt
Organism: Macroventuria anomochaeta
Lineage: Eukaryota; Fungi; Ascomycota; Dothideomycetes; Pleosporales; Didymellaceae
Product: ubiquitin-conjugating enzyme
Exons: 3
Coding region: 71-541 (156 amino acids)
Source: RefSeq, a predicted model, not a curated record
UCAACACCUAGCUUCAGCGUACACGACAGAAAGCUUCCUCGAGAUCAACACAUUAGACAACACCGCGGACAUGGCAGGCAGCAACGCAACAGUCGCCCAGCGACUCCAAAAGGAACUCAUGGACAUCAUGAUGAAGCCCACACCAGGCAUCACCGCCUUCCCCUCCGACUCCGACAUCACGCUCUGGACCGCGACCAUCGACGGCCCCGCCGACACACCAUACGCAGGGCUGGUCUUCAAGCUGUCGAUGGAGUUCGCCAACAACUACCCUUACAGCGCACCCACAGUGCUGUUCAAGACACCAAUCUACCACCCUAACGUCGACUUCUCGGGCAGGAUCUGUCUGGAUAUUCUGAAGGACAAGUGGAGUGCGAUUUACAACAUUGGCACGGUGUUGUUGAGUUUGCAGAGUUUGUUGGGGGAGCCGAAUAACUCGAGUCCGCUCAACGGCCAGGCUGCUGAGCUCUGGGACAAGGAUCCCGCCGAGUACAAGCGCCUCGUUCUCGCUCGCCACCAGACGCCUGAGGAACUCGACACCUAAGUGUCUUUGGCCUUACGAAUACUCUGGUCCUUCAACACGGUCUUGGGCGGAGUAGACGUUGUGUAUACCUGAGGCCUGGGCUGGUCGUGAGGGCUUGUCUUUUUGGGAACGAUACAUUGGAGUAGGGGGAAGCAGCAUUGCAGGCGUUUAGUGGACUGGCAUGACAGGGGUUGAUGACGCUUCGGCGUAUCUGUUGAUCUUCACCUUGGUGUUAUUUGCUUUUGGAGUACUAAAUGGAUACACGAUACCUUGGUGGCGCAUAAAGAACCUACAUUCCUACGUACACACCUUUACGGUACUCACAAGCG